Molecule: messenger RNA, 306 nt
Organism: Entrophospora sp. SA101
Lineage: Eukaryota; Fungi; Glomeromycota; Glomeromycetes; Entrophosporales; Entrophosporaceae
Source: the annotation of a GenBank genome assembly
AUGUUAAUCUAUACAGCCAACAUGGAUGUUUCUACCGUUCUUACACCACCUUCUUCACCCACUUGUGCUUCACAACAUUAUGAAUGUGCAGUUUGUAAGAUCUUAUACAAAACUAAAUCUGGUUUAAUGCAUCAUAAUACUAUUGUACGAAAAUACAACCUGAAACAUGAAGGAUUGUGCAGAUUGCCUUCUGAAGUGAUAACUGAGUUUAAAGCAUUUCUUGUUCAUGUUAUUCAAAGCAAACUUAAAGGACAUUUUUCUCAAUCAGAUUCACCAAACCGGGUGGAAUCGCCCAAUUCGGGCUAA